Molecule: messenger RNA, 600 nt
Organism: Zootoca vivipara (common lizard)
Lineage: Eukaryota; Metazoa; Chordata; Lepidosauria; Squamata; Lacertidae
Source: RefSeq, a predicted model, not a curated record
AUGCAGAAAAGGCGGGAAGUCAACACGGUUGAAUAUGGAGGGAAUGCCAAUGGCCAGCCCUGUGUCUUCCCCUUUACUUACAAGAGCUGGACAUUCUAUACUUGCAGCAAUGAAGAUGAUCCACUUGGGAGGUUCUGGUGUGCCACUACGGGGGACUAUGAUAAGGACCAUAAGUGGAGCUAUUGUGCCGACACCCGACUGAGUACAAGACCUACAGGGCCUUGUGUCUUUCCUUUCAUCUACAAAGGAAAAUCCUAUAUGUCUUGCACAACUGAUGGGGAAUCCGAAGGAAAACUUUGGUGCUCUCUGAUCAGCAACUAUGAUGAAGAUCAAAAAUGGACAUACUGUGAUCUUUCAGGUAGGGAGACAAUAGAGGGAAGAAAAGGUGGCGCUGCGAGAGCCAUGUGUCUUCCUUUCAUAUACGAAGGCAAAAUUUACUCAUCCUGCACAACAGAUGGGUCAUCCAAUGGAAAGCCCUGGUGCUCUCUGACCAGCAUCCAUGACGAAAACCCCCAUUGGAGAGACUGUGAUUUCUCAGUUACAUCACCUAACCAAAUGUCAUUCCCCUUUGGUGAAAGGUGUACUCCGUCCUUGCGAUAA